This is a messenger RNA of Calypte anna (Anna's hummingbird), 2632 nucleotides long. RefSeq names its product armadillo repeat containing 2 (gene ARMC2). Gene Ontology annotation, biological process: cilium organization; sperm axoneme assembly. NCBI's taxonomy places the organism in Eukaryota, Metazoa, Chordata, Aves, Apodiformes, Trochilidae. The transcript is spliced from 17 exons. Gene Ontology annotation, molecular function: protein binding. The record is from RefSeq and is a predicted model, not a curated record.
AUGCAACAUUCAAAGAACAAAAAAGGAGAACCAUUCUACAGGCUUUCAGUGUCAAAGCAGAAGACCAGUUCUGAGAUCAUAAAUGAAGCCAGAGAUAUUCUACGAACAUUGAGAACUCAAAGGCCAUUUACACCUACAGAGGAUCAAAGGAAACUUUUUGGAUCUGGAUCCUCACGAGCUCCUCAAAAUAGACCCCCCUCAACUUUUAGUCUUCAUGCAUCCAGUUUUGACUUGGCUGAAUCAAGACCAGUGUCUGGUAUUCGUCUUAGCCCCCUGCAUAACAAACCAAUAGUCACUUUUGCAAAAGAUGAAGAUUCUUCCAUUUUCCUUCCAAAGCCUCCUGCUGAUGCUGCAGAGCUUAGGAAAGUCAGCAGUGCUCGGGCACACUUACUUAGAAGAGCUUCUCAGGAAAACUUCCUUUCAGCUAAAAUGGUUCCUCCUGAUCAGAAUGAAGAGAAGUUAGAUUCUGAAGAACCAUCUGUAAUUAAUAAUAAUCUUUGCAGAAGUAAUGGCAACUGCUUAGCAGAGCAAAGGUAAUAGACACCAUUUAAUGAUGAAAGUAGUCAAUUAAUUUUUAAUGAGCAUAUCAGCAGGUUGGAGAGGGAAGGCUUCCAAAAAGGGACAGCAGGAAAAUUUUUAUUUCAGCUGAGAGGAGAAAGUGACCAGAUGAAAACGCCUGGAACAAGUUCAUCUCAGCCAAGGAGUACAGUCUGGAAGAGAAGAGUGGCAGGUUUAGAGGAUGAAGUAAGUACAACUGAAUCAGAAGAGGAAGAAAUCUUUUGGCAUAUUAGGAUUCUACCACUUCUGCAUGAAUUGGAAAGAGUAGAAGACAAUAUCGAAAAUCUUUGUUUGGCUUGCACCAAGCUCUACCAAGCCUUGGAUGAAGGAAAUAUGCUUGGAAAAAGAUUCAAAAGAAGACGUGUGCUUCUGAAGACAUUAUAUAAACUGGUAGACUUUGGUUCAGAUCCACUUUGCCUGAAGCUGGCAAAGAUUAUUCUGGCUAUGAGAGUAGAUGGAAAAAAUCUUCUCAGUGUUUGCAAGCUUGCAUUUAAAAUUUGCAAGAAUGAAAAAAAUGAUUACAUCAUUCAAGAUGACAAAUUAUUGGAUUGCUUGUUGGAGGUCCUGAGAACUGAAGAUCCACACAAUAACACUGAAGCUCUCCUGUAUUGCUUGGGAGCUAUAAAAUUCAUGUCUGGAAAUGCAGUACUCCUUAAUGAAAUGGUCAACAAAGGAACUACUGAAAUGUUGCUGCACUUAAUGAAGCAGAUUAAUAAUAUAGAAGAAAAUGACUCAUGUUUCUCCAGCUUGGGCCACCUAUUAGUCCAGCUGACAGCAACUUUGAGAAACUUGGCUGACUUACCCACGGCGAGACGUCAGCUCCUGUGCAGCGGUGCAGUCCCCGAGCUCUCCGUGGCGCUGGAGCAACACAUUUGUGAUAAGGAUGUGUGCACUUACAUUGUCAGGAUAUUCAGCAAACUUUCUUCCUACAAUGACUUCUGUGCAGCUUUAGCAGACUGCUCCAGAUGUUACAUCUUAUUUUUAGCCCUACUAAGCAAACACCAGAAGCAGCAGGAUUUGGUUAUCCGUAUCAUCUUCAUUCUUGGUAAUUUAACAGAAAAUAAUAACCAGGCCCGUGAGCAAUUGUUUAAAGAAAAAGGAAGUGUUGACACCUUGCUGUCUUUAUUCCAAACCUACCAUGAACUUGAUUUGAAUGCACAGAAAUGGUACCAGGAAAGAGGAGGGGAAGAAAAAAAACACCCAAAGCAUCCUUCAGAAGCAGAAGAUGUUCUGAUAAAACUGAUCAGAGUGAUGGCCAAUCUCACCAUUCAUCCUAGUGUAGGAGCAGCUCUAGCUGCUGCCCAUCGUCUUGUAGAAUUACUUGUUACAGUACUAGAAUACAAGUCAGUUGAUGACUGCCAAGAGUUGGUCAUCAAUGCUGUAACAACAAUCAACAAUUUAUCCUAUUACAAAGUGAAGAGUUCUGCUGUUCAAGACAAGAAGCUACACAUUGCUGAAAUGCUUUUAAAACUCUUAAUGAGCAACAAUAUGGAUGGAGUUGUGGAGGCCAUCAGAGUGUUUGGCAAUCUUUCCCAGUAUCAUGAGAUCUGUGACUUCAUCAUACAGAAAAAGAUAUACAAGUUUGUGAUUGCUCUACUUGAUGCCAAGAAUCAAGAUGUCUGUUUUUCUGCCUGUGGAGUUCUGCUCAAUCUCACAGUAGAUAAGAACAAACGAGCUCUUCUCAUGGAAGAAGGAGGAAUUGGAAAGUUAGUUGACUGUUUACGAGACUUUGGGCCAGCUGACUGGCAGCUGGCUUGUUUGAUAUGCAAAACCCUGUGGAACUACAGUGAAGACAUCACAAGCGCAGCCUCAUGCUUUGGAGAAGAUACUGACACGUUGCUGGUGCUACUCACAUCACUGUUAGAUGAAGAGCUAGUGUUGGACUGCAGCCUUGAGAGAGAUUUAAGGGACCACCACAAACUCUAUUGGGAAAGAGAGUUCAAACCUAUGGCAGAAAAGCUUCUUGACAGAAUCCAACGCCAUCACUCCAUUCUUCCCACUGUGACUAUUACUCCAUUUUAAUCAGUCAUUAGUUCUCUUGGUUGUAUAGAUUGUACAGUUUUAUAUUUAUAAU